Trichoplusia ni (cabbage looper) is the source of this 1176-nucleotide messenger RNA. Its product is annotated as transcriptional repressor p66-alpha-like. The record is from RefSeq and is a predicted model, not a curated record. NCBI's taxonomy places the organism in Eukaryota, Metazoa, Arthropoda, Insecta, Lepidoptera, Noctuidae. Gene Ontology annotation, biological process: negative regulation of transcription by RNA polymerase II. The transcript is spliced from 12 exons. Bases 1 to 1176 code for a protein of 391 amino acids. Gene Ontology annotation, cellular component: NuRD complex.
AUGAACCCUGUUAAGAAAAGUGCCAGCUCGCGUAGUUCUGAGGACACCCAGACCCCCGCCCAGCGCCAGGCCGCCGCUAAGCUGGCGCUGCGUAAACAACUCGAGAAGACCUUACUGCAGGUGUAUCCCUCCGCCAAACCGCCGCCACCAGAAAUGAACUUCAUCCCGUCUCCGAGCAACACCGACUUCGUGUACCUGGUGGGGCUCGGAGCAUGUCGUCGACUACCUCACGAACGAGGAUCGCAUGCCCCGUCGUCGGUGCCUGCGCUGUGCGCGCAGUGCGGCUGCGACUUCACGCCGGUGUGGCGCUGGGAGCGCGGCGGGGGCGCGGCCGGCGCGGCGCCUCGACGCCACGUUCGCGCCCGCGCCGCCGCCGCCGCCGCCAGGAGGCUCUGCGAGCUCUGCGUCAGCGGGAACGUCAAGCGAGCGCUCAAGGCGGAGCACACGGCGCGGCUGAAGACGGCGUUCGUCCGCGCGCUGCAGCAGGAGCAGGAGAUCGAGCGGCGCCUGGCCGCGCCCGCCGCGUCGCCGCCGCCCGCGCACUCGCACGCGCACCGCCCGCUGCAGAUAUCGUCGUCUCGCGGCUCGUCCCGCGGCGGCUCGGCGGCGUCCCCGGCGCCCGGCAAGGGCUCCGAGCGCAGUACCGCCGCGCCCCCCGCCCCGCCCGCACCGCCCGCGCCCAGGACAAUGACGUCAUCAGAAUCGCUUCGCAGUCACCACUCGGAUCGCUCGAGAGAAACCAGUGAGGUGCCCGCCAAGAAAGGCAAAGGGUCAUCAUCAAGCAGCACCAGUCAAAACAGUAGCAGCAGUAAGCAACAUCAGCAGCUGGCAGCAGCAGCGGCGGCUCAGAUGGCCUUCGAGCAACACAGCGCGGCCGCCAUGCAGGCGCUACAACACCAACUGUUGCGAGGUAGCCUGAGCGGCGCGGGCGGCAGUAGCGGCAUGUCCCCCGCGGCGGCGGCGGCCGCCAUGAUGCAGUUCUCUCCGCUCAUAUACACCUACCAGCUGGCCAUGGCGCAGGCCUCCGCGCUAGGUAAGCGUUCGGGCAAGGGCGGCGGCUCGGCGGGCGGCGGCGCGGCCAUGGCCGAGAUGCAGCGCGUGGCCGAGGCCCAGCGACAGUACCUGCUCGACAUGAUCCCCGGACAGCAUCCCAGGAACCCCUGGACCAAGAACUAA